Erythranthe guttata (spotted monkey flower) is the source of this 2670-nucleotide messenger RNA. The record is from RefSeq and is a predicted model, not a curated record. Lineage: Eukaryota; Viridiplantae; Streptophyta; Magnoliopsida; Lamiales; Phrymaceae.
AUGGCUUAUGGUGCUGUUGGUUGUCUGGAGCUGACAACUGAGCGCCUUUUAAAUUCCUCAAAUAUUUCCAUUGUUCAAAAUUCAUCCCCGCAAAUCUUAAAACAUCUGUACGAUGAGAUUCUUUCAUUAAAAGAAGCUCUGGAAGAAUUCAAUGCAUGGAGGAGCACCAUUAAUAUGAAGAUGGUCAAAACUUUGGAGGCAGAAAUCAUACAUGUUGUAUACAAAUUCGAAGAUGUAAUCGACCUCCAUCUCUCAAAUCAGUUUCAUUCACCACAAUCUGACGAAGAGACCGAUCAUCCUCCGUUAAUGGUUCACUCAUUAGAUGUGGAGGAAAUAAAGCAAGAUGUCGAUUCCUUUAUCGAAACGGUGAAGGAGAUGAAGACGGCCUACAUUCACGAGUUGUGCAACCCUUCGCCCGAAGACGAAGACGAUGUUGUGCCGUCAAGAAUUGAUUUUGAUGGAAAUAAUGAGUCUAACAUGGUUGGUUUAUCUCGUCUAUUUAUGAGGAUCAAAGAUCGGCUUAUAAAUUCAUCACGAUCUGAAAGGAUGAUUGUGUCGCUCUAUGGGAUGGCGGGCAUUGGUAAGACUACUCUUGCCAACAAACUCUUUCAAGAUCCAUUCAUUUCCAAUAGUUACGACACACAUGUGUUCGUCACCGUAGGCCCAAAAUAUCGAGUAGCGGAUAUAUUGGUAGAUAUUCUAACACAAAUGAAUCAUGCUGAUGACAUUAUGCUUAUGGAAGGAGAAAAAAAAUUAGCCGAGUUGAAACGGAUGGUGUUUGAAAGUUUAAUUUGUUGGAGAUACUUGAUUGUGUUGGAUGAUGUAUGGGACAAAGAGCUCUGUUGUGAGUUGGUGAACUUAUUUCCGGACGAGAAAAAUGGAAGUCGAGUAUUGUUGACAACUAGGCUAAGAGAAGUAGCUCAAUGUGCUAACUAUUUAAGUACUUUGAGAAUACCCUUCCUUGAUAAGAAAGAAAGUUGGGAUCUUCUUCGUCACAAGGUGUUUGAUGAAAUGCCCUGCCCACAUGAACUCGAGAAACCUGGAAAGAAGAUUGCAGAGAAUUGUGAAGGUCUUCCUCUUACAAUCAUCACGGUUGCCAAUAUCCUGUCAAAAGCCGACAAGACGAUGGAGUACUGGAACGAGGUAGCGGAUGAUAAACAAAAUUCAGUAUACAAGGAUGCAUAUGAACAAAUGUCAAAGGUACUUUAUCCUAGCUAUGACUACUUAGACCAACAUUUAAAAGCAUGCUUUCUCUACCUUGGAGUUUUUCCACAAAAUUAUUCGGUACAUGGAUACCAACUAAUCAACUUGUGGAGUGUUGAAGGAUUUCUUAACCCAAAACAAAUGCAUUACUCAGACGCAACCGUGGCUUUCGAAAAAAGCACCUAUGCUUAUUUGGAUGAGCUUCAUUCGAAAAAUGUUAUCAUGUACCAUAAAGAAAAACACGGUCAACACCUUCAUUCAUCCUUUUGGUACCUGUGUAACAAAGAAGCUGCCAAGAUCAAGUUUUUCUAUGCCUUCAAUUGUCGUGCCGAUGCUUUACCAGAAGAAGGUAUAAAAUACCAACGCAGAUUGUGCAUUCGCAAUAGUAUUCUAUUUGUGAUUGAAGAUGUACAAGAUUCAAUGGCAUCUGCUGCAACGGUACGCUCUCUCCUCUGUACCGGUGAUUUUCAAGAAUAUCCAGUACCGUUGUGUUUGGAACAUUUAAGGUUGCUCAGGGUAUUGGAAGCUCUUUCUAUUAGAUUCUAUGAGUUCCCGAUGGAAGUAUUGAAACUAGUUCAGUUAAGAUACAUCGCCCUCACUUAUGAUGGAAAUCUCCCUACUUCAAUUUCCAAACUCUGGAACCUCCAGCACUUGAUUGUUGAUCGACAUCUAAGCAUCAUAAAUCGAGGUGGGAAUUUAUCAUAUCUGCCUAUUGAGAUAUGGAAUAUGAAAGAAUUGAAGCAUAUUCAGACCAUGGGAAGCAACCUACCACAUCCUUGUGAAGGAUCUCUCCUACCAAACCUAUUAAAACUAAGAGGCGUCAGUCCUCAAAGUUGUACCAAAUAUGUGCUUCAAAAAAUCCCUAAUAUGAAGGAGUUAGCAAUUAAAAUCGAACUGGCUCCUGAUGCUACUGAGCCGUUGAGCUGCUUUGAUCACAUUUCCCAUCUCCAUCAACUAGAACAACUAGAAUGUUACAUUAUGAAUCCUAUAUUGAAGACAGAGGUUGUCUCCCCACUUGCUCCUCUUUCAGACUUGCCAUCAAGUCUUACGAUGUUAACUUUGAGCGGCUUAGGAUAUCCGUGGGAACAAAUGAGCAAGAUUUCUUCGUUGCCGAAUCUGAGACAUCUCAAAUUGAAAUGCUACGCCUUUCGAGGGCCAAAGUGGGAAGUUCACGACAAUGAAUUCCAAAGAAUCGAAGUUCUUAAUAUUGAAGAUACCGAUCUAGUGCAAUGGAAGUUUGUGACAACAAAUUCCUGCUUCCGUGCGAUUAAGUGGUUUAGCUUCGAACAUUGCUACAAGUUAAAAGAGAUCCCUCUGACAUUUGGUACAUCUCUUGAAUUCAUUGACGUCGCUGACUGCAACCCUAUGGUUGUGGAUUGUGCAAUGGAAUUGAAGAAGGAGUGGGACGACAAAUAUGGCUGUCAUGGACGUCCAUUAGAUCUCAAUGAUUCUUCUUCACUACUGUAA